Branchiostoma floridae (Florida lancelet) is the source of this 1752-nucleotide messenger RNA. Its product is annotated as serine/threonine-protein kinase pdik1l-B-like. The record is from RefSeq and is a predicted model, not a curated record. Gene Ontology annotation, biological process: autophagy; peptidyl-serine phosphorylation. The coding region runs from base 116 to 1588 and encodes 490 amino acids. Gene Ontology annotation, molecular function: ATP binding; protein serine/threonine kinase activity. The transcript has 2 exons. NCBI's taxonomy places the organism in Eukaryota, Metazoa, Chordata, Leptocardii, Amphioxiformes, Branchiostomatidae. Gene Ontology annotation, cellular component: cytoplasm.
AGUGUUAAAAAGUGCCAGACGUGAACAUACUUGUCUUGCUUCCGCGCUCACCAGGAAGUUCCAAUCCGAUCCACCUAGCUCAAGCAUUUGUGUGUAUUUCGGCGACAAGUAAAAAAUGUGUGCGUUUCAGAACCCAUUGCAUUUGGAGGGGUACACCCUAGGAGAGGAGAUCGGCAGAGGGGCUUCAGGCACAGUGUAUUCAGCAAAAUCGACCGAGACGGGAAUGACCUAUGCGGCUAAAAGGUUACUGAUUGAAGACACGUCCAUCAGAGAAGUUGGCGUUCUGACACAACUUAGAAAACAUCCAAACAUCGUGGAAUACGUGGAAUCUAAGGUAGGAUUGGAUGGGCAAACACAGGUGCUGUUUGUCAUUUCUGAGUUUUGUCCUCUUGGAAACAUCGGCGACUACAUCCUCAAGCAACAAGUCGAAGUCGUCACCAAGAGAAAUCUCGCGGUUCAGCUGGCGGACGCUAUAACAUUUCUUCACAAGAACAAGAUCGUCCAUCGCGACAUCAAACCACAAAAUGUCCUUCUGACGGGCAAUAAGGCGUUUCUAGUGCUGAAAGUGGUGGAUUUCGGACUUGCUACAGUACUUCCAAGCCCAGAAAACGGUGCGAACAACUUUGAUCGUUCCUACAUGCGAUCAGCUGUCGGAACGAGGUUCUACCUCUCACCCGAAAUCUACCAAAGUCUGCUGAACGACCAACCAUGUCGCUACACCCCUUCAGUAGACAUUUUCUCCCUGGGACUACUGUUAUGGGCCAUGUUUGAUGGAUUGAGUAUUCCGGGUUCGUGCCAGGCAGAUCGGUACUUAACACCUUUUGCAGGUGCAGAGACGGACCCAAUGCCUAUAGCUCAAGCUGUAACACAGGGGGACAUUGGUCAGCUGGAUGUGAUGAGCACAGAAGAAGCACAUCAGUGUAAAAACCUUGUCCGCCGCAUGCUGAGUAUGGAGGGAAGGGAGCGGCCAGGAGCCCAAGAGGUGUUGGACACGUUGAUAGGAGGUUAUGGUGAUUACAGGGUAAUGCGCGUGUCCGUGGGUGGAGCUCGAGACGCAAAUCGCCAGCAUGGUAACAGACGCGAAGGGCAAUGGGUUGAGCACGAUGUUCAAGGCGCCAGUUGUUCUUGCAAAGGAACUCAGUGGGUUUUGGGUUGUUUGCUCUGCUACUUGGACACAAACGAAAGCUGUGCUAAGUUUUGGAAAGGAAAGGGAAUCUUGUUUAUGCUGUUGGCCAUUGCUAUUAGCCUAGCUGUAUUGUUGACUCAAAGUUUCUACGUAUUUAUGUACGCCGUGGUGUUUUCCAUUGCAGGCGCACUGUUCCUUAUUAAGCGCAUCAUGAUGUCUGUGUGUGACUUUGAGCUUGAAGCUGAUGGCGUUUCAGAGGUGCUACACUCAUCGUACAAUGAGCCACAUUUAAAAUGGUGGCGUAUGUCGCCAGUCAAUAUCCACGAUGAACGUUCAGAUUUGUGUCCUUGCCUAAGCGACCAAUCAGACUGUUUCCGGUAUAACUUCAACGAUGGCCCACAAUGCUGUAGUGCGCUGAGGGAAGUGGUCGUUUCUAGUAGUGUUCAAUCUCUAACAAACUAAUGACAUUUGAUCUUAAGCCUAUAAGCGGCUUCGGUAGCCCGCCGAAAACUCAGUGUCAUCUUACAAUUUUUCCACAGAGGAACUAAUGACUUUUUGUGUAAAGCUGUGUACUCAUGAUCAUUGACUUCAUGUAUGCUUUUGAAUAAAGUUACUAUCUAAUAUAA